UGGAGGGAAGUUCAUUGAUUGGUUUGAACUUUUCACAGAAUCCAACCAAUAAGCGAACGAUAGGCACCUUAUAAGUGCUGUAUACCACAAACUCCAUAUCAUAUUUCCUUCGUGUUUUUAUAAUCGGGGAGAUUUUGUAUCUCAAGUAACAAUGAGUGGAAGAGGUAAAACCGGCGGUAAAUCAAGAGCGAAAGCCAAGACUCGGUCAUCCAGAGCGGGUCUUCAGUUUCCCGUCGGCCGUGUUCACAGGCUACUUCGCAAAGGUAACUACGCACAACGCGUCGGUGCCGGAGCUCCAGUUUAUCUCGCCGCUGUCCUCGAGUAUCUCACCGCUGAGAUCUUGGAGUUGGCCGGAAACGCCGCUCGGGACAACAAGAAGAGUCGGAUCAUUCCCCGCCAUCUACAGCUGGCCGUGCGUAACGACGAGGAGUUAAACAGACUUCUGGGCGGCGUGACCAUCGCUCAGGGUGGUGUGUUGCCCAACAUCCAGGCUGUCUUACUGCCCAAGAAGACCGACAAACCCGCUAAGACCAAGUAAACGGGGGACAGAUCGUAUCGUUAAACCAAAGGCUCUUUUAAGAGCC
Triplophysa dalaica is the source of this 584-nucleotide messenger RNA. Its product is annotated as histone H2A-like. The record is from RefSeq and is a predicted model, not a curated record. The coding region runs from base 152 to 538 and encodes 128 amino acids. Gene Ontology annotation, cellular component: nucleosome. The transcript has a single exon. Gene Ontology annotation, molecular function: protein heterodimerization activity; DNA binding; structural constituent of chromatin. Lineage: Eukaryota; Metazoa; Chordata; Actinopteri; Cypriniformes; Nemacheilidae.